UCAGGUAAAACUCCAUGUCUGGUGUGUAUGAACCAUCGGACCAAUCAGAGCAUCUCUCUGCCCUUUGCCUGCCGAGGACGGUUCUGCACGCGCUCCCCUCUGGAGCAGGGAAUGCUGGGAGCUGACCACACGGUGCGCAGCAUCAUCGAAAGGGUCCGACUUCCUGUUAAUGUUACCGUGCCGACCAGACCACCACGGAACCCCUACGACCGCCACGUGGUGAGAGAGGGGCAUCGCUACAAGCUGUUGAACAUUGUCAGUAAGACGGUGGUGUUGUGUCUCGUCCUACGGCCAAUACAACUGGUUCCCUCCCACUUCCUGUUGCUACGCUGCAUGCCGCGCUUCUCUGUGGCAACGCCCUCGGCAACUACAGACAGCCUGUUGCUACGGCAACAUGCCAGCUUCGACCCUGAUGGGUACAGCCGAGCCGUCCGUGAGACGCGUCCAGAACUCAGCGAGGAGAGAGUGUGUGUGAGCGAGGAUGGUGUGUGUGUGAGCCCGCGGAGGGGAGGUGUGUGUGUGUCAGCGCAGGACUCUCAGCUGCUGUCUGUGUGUGUGUUCGCUGGGGGCGGAAUUACAGACAACGUCAGCCAAUCGCAGCGCUGCAGAGACUCUCUAGGGGAGGGGACAGAGUACCUCUCUCCCAAUUGGACAGAGGCUGAGCUGCAGACCAGUGAAGAGAUCCCCUACGAGGAACUGUGGACCAAUCAGACUGCAGAGGGCCUGGGGAAGGCAGAGCCACACCGCAUCUCCGUCCAUUCCUCUUCCUCUUUGGAUGGAAUGCUGGGGACCGCCCGCCUCGCCAUGGUGACAGGAGUAUCAACCCCGCCCCCUGUACCUCCAAAAUCAGACGCAGUGAGAGAAGAGUGCAGGUUCCUGAUCGCUCCUCCAGUUCCACCUCGAUGCUGUAAAGGAGACUCCUCCCCUUCCUGUCCAAGCCCCACCCCCAGUCCACCGGUCCCGCCCCGCUUCCCUCAGACACAUCUCUCCUAUUACUCUUCUGGACCACCCAACAGUUGUUCUGUCUCUCCUCCAGACUCGUCUAUCUACUGUUAUCCAUGUUCCUGGACUGACCCCUCCCACAUCAGCCCUGAGCCAAUCCCUGCUCUCCCUGCUGACAGCUUGGCCAAUCCCCAGCCAGCGCAGGCCACCUGGGUGGAGCCGUGGAGCUAUAAUUCUUCCUCCUUCUCCCGGCUGAGGCUUCCGCCCCCUCAGAGUCGAUUUGCUCCCUUCGGAGCACUGAACCCCUUUAACCGCCCUAGUCCCUCCCCAUGCCCCUCCCCAGAGCCUGUACCAGCCAAUCAGACAGCAGAGCUCUCCAGAGGCGCCGAGGGAGGCGGGACAUGUGAGGGGUCGACUCCGCCUAGUGACCCUGCCUGGCGCCCGCCCACUGACCUGUCUGCCCUCUCAUUGGAGGAGGUGUCUGCUAGUCUGAGGUUCAUUGGCCUAUCAGAGGCAGCGGUGGGCGUGUUCCAGAGAGAGCGCGUUGACGGGAGCCUCCUGGUUCAGCUCGACGAGGAGACCCUGUCACAUGACUUCCAUCUCAGCCGAUUGCACGUCACCAAGAUCACACAGUUCAUACAGGGCUGGAGGCCCAAGAUUUAACAGAUCACACAGUUCAUACAGGGCUGGAGGCCCAAGAUUUAAUACCUAUUGUGACACUGUCACAAGGUGUUUAUCACAACAUUGGAGGCUGCUGAUUGGAGGACGGCUCAUAAUAAUGGCUGGAACGGAAACCAUGUGUUUGAUGUACUUGAUAGCAUUCCACUGCAGCCAUUACCACGAGCCCAUCCUCCCUGAUUAAGGUGCACCAACCUCCUGUGCGAUCUACGUAAAGGACGAAGGCAAGGUUUGCUAUUUUAAGGAAGUACUGUAAAGCCGCUCGAGGCGAAGGUUGGCCCUAAACACUACAUAUAAACACUACAGAUAAACACUACAGAUAAACACUACAGAUAAACACUACAGAUAAACACUACAGAUAAACACUACAGAUAAACACUACAGGAAAUUGUCAGACAGAGCAAUAAAUAGUUUCUCACUAUUCCAUCUGUCUCGGAUUGCCGUCUACUCCGCCAGGCGGCCUCGCCGUCUACUCCGCCAGGCGGCCUCGCCGUCUACUCCGCCAGGCGGCCUCGCCGUCUACUCCGCCAGGCGGCCUCGCCGUCUACUCCGCCAGGCGGCCUUGCCGUCAUUUUUGAGGGGACCAGGAGUGCCAACUUAGCCCAGAUGAGAGCUGAGCGUCCCCUGUUUGCAAAAGUAGCACACCCAUAAACACACCCUGUACAUUCUGUCUGUUCACUGUAGAGUCACCCUCAGUGGGCAGCUCCCUCAGUGGGCAGCUCCCUCAGUGGGCAGCUCCCUCAGUGGGCAGCUCCCUCAGUGGGCAGCUCCCUCAGUGGGCAGCUUCCUCAGUGGGCAGCUUCCUCAGUGGGCAGCUUCCUCAGUGGGCAGCUCCCUCAGUGGGCAGCUCCCUCAGUGAGCAGCUCCCUCAGUGAGCAGCUUCCUCAGUGGGCAGCUUCCUCAGUGGGCAGCUUCCUCAGUGGGCAGCUCCCUCAGUGGGCAGCUUCCUCAGUGGGCAGCUCCCUCAGUGAGCAGCUCCCUCAGUGAGCAGCUUCCUCAGUGGGCAGCUUCCUCAGUGGGCAGCUUCCUCAGUGGGCAGCCUGUGACAUGACUUCCACUUUAGGACGUUAACAAGGCGACACUCCAUCUUAACUCCUCCUCCACAUUGACUGGAUUGGUUGAACAGUACAGAAGAGAACCCCCCCCGACAGUAAAAUGUUUUUCCGCCUGCAACGUUAGGUUAACCAUCCUACAUGUCCCUUAUUGGUUGAAUCAGAUGCUGUGUGCCUUCUUAUUGGUUGAAUCAGAUGCUGUGUACCUUCCGAUUGGAUGAACCGGCUGCUGUGUGCCUUCUUAUUGGUUGAAUCAGAUGCUGUGUACCUUCCGAUUGGAUGAACCGGCUGCUGUGUGCCUUCUUAUUGGUUGAAUCAGAUGCUGUGUACCUUCCGAUUGGAUGAACCGGCUGCUGUGUGCCUUCUUAUUGGUUGGAGGAGAGAUAGGGACUCUAUACUGCCACUUGGAGGGUGAUUAGAGAAGUGUGCUAGUCAGAGCAUUUAAAUCUCUAUAUUCAAGGUUACCAAGUAUCCCUCUGCUGGCCAGUCAACCUAUUACAGAAUGCCUUUGGUUUGCAGAGAACGAGUUUAAGGGUUAGGGUUGGCUCUGCUGGCCAGUCAACCUAUUACAGAAUGCCUUUGGGUUGUGGAGAACGAGUUUAAGGCCGAGACUCAAUCAGAUCGUUGGAGUCAUCAAAUCGGUGAGAAGCUGCUCUUGCGAUCAUUAACCCUUCCUUAAUGUUAUUGAGUGAAUUAAGAAGGAAUGGCAAUGUAAUUUGUAGCGACAUAAGAAGCAAAAUGUGGUUUUCCAUCAAAAUAAUAAUUACUGUAUUCUAACACGACGUAAUAAAGGAACUUAUGUCGCAAGAUAAUAGAUAAGUCAGACAGGAGAGUUUGAGUGAUGAAGUUGGACAGAGGAUAUCAAAAUCUCUCCGCAAGAAACACUUGGAUGAACUGGAAAAACACUUGAGCCUUAUUCUCUGCCAGAUGUUCUACAAACUGUUAUACAUGGAUAAUAUCUAUAAUAAUAGCUAUAAUAUCUGCGUGAUUGACUUGUCAUUUCAAUAGGCCUAGGCUACUAAAUACAAUCUGGGUUUAUGAUUGUAAUUCAACUUUGCCAUGGUUUGCUUAGCUAGAUGCAGGUAGCCUAUAACUCCUGAUAGGCCUAUUAGAUAGCCUACAGUAGGCUAGGCAAUAUGUAAAAUGAACAAUUUACUACAGUAGGUUGCUUAGUUCAAAUUGACACUCAUUUAUUGAACCUGAAUAGCGAGGAGAUUUCGGUAAAAAGUGUUUGUGUUGCCCAAUAGCCUGGAUUUGACAGCUCUAACGCAGUUCUACCUUCGACACCUCAAAAUAACCGCUAUGCGGAUCUGAUUGAAUCCAGCCCUAAGGUCUUUGAUAGGCAGAUUAGGAAUUUGUUCCAGGAAAUAAUCUGCCACCUGGUGAGGUUAGCAUAGGGCUAACGUGUGCCAGGUUAUCUAUUGGGACCAGCUACAAUUUAGCAUUCUGUCACAUGACACUACAUCAACCAUUUUAAUUGGCUGAUGCUUAAACUUAAACUUGAACUUAAACUUUUUCUAAUGUUUGCCAGUAUGGGCCCGUGGUGUUUGUUAUGCAGGAUGCAACGUUUUGGAACCUUCAGAUAGAAAUAGCCUUUGUAGACCAAAUAUGCCUUUGACAUGUAGAAUAAGGAAUAACAUCAGCUCUGUUCAUGGCAUUUCUAUCUGCAACUGAACGUGGCCCUGCAGUAACUACAAACUGUAGAGUUAACUAACCUCUGGCUGUGGCCCUGCAGUAACUAUAAACUGUAGAGAUAACUAACCUCUGAACGUGGCCCUGCAGUAACUAUAAACUGUAGAGAUAACUAACCUCUGGCUGUGGCCCUGCAGUAACUAUAAACUGUAGAGUUAACUAACCUCUGGCUGUGGCCUUGCAGUAACUAUAAACUGUAGAGUUAACUAACCUCUGGCUGUGGCCUUGCAGUAACUAUAAACUGUAGAGUUAACUAACCUCUGGCUGUGGCCUUGCAGUAACUAUAAACUGUAGAGUUAACUAACCUCUGGCUGUGGCCUUGCAGUAACUAUAAACUGUAGAGUUAACUAACCUCUGGCUGUGGCCCUGCAGUAACUAUAAACUGUAGAGUUAACUAACCUCUGGCUGUGGCCCUGCAGUAACUACAAACUGUAGAGAUAACUAACCUCUGGUUGUGGCCUUGCAGUAACUAUAAACUGUAGAGAUAACUAACCUCUGGCUGUGGCCCUGCAGUAACUAUAAACUGUAGAGUUAAAUAACCUCUGGCUGUGGCCCUGCAGUAACUACAAACUGUAGAGAUAACUAACCUCUGGCUGUGGCCCUGCAGUAACUACAAACUGUAGAGAUAACUAACCUCUGGCUGUGGCCUUGCAGUAACUAUAAACUGUAGAGUUAACUAACCUCUGGCUGUGGCCCUGCAGUAACUAUAAACUGUAGAGAUAACUAACCUCUGGCUGUGGCCCUGCAGUAACUAUAAACUGUAGAGAUAACUAACCUCUGGCUGUGGCCCUGCAGUAACUAUAAACUGUAGAGAUAACUAACCUCUGGCUGUGGCCUUGCAGUAACUAUAAACUGUAGAGUUAACUAACCUCUGGCUGUGGCCCUGCAGUAACUAUAAACUGUAGAGAUAACUAACCUCUGGCUGCUACAGGGGGUUGCUAUGGUGAUUUGCUAUGGUAAGGGCUGGUGUUGGUCUCUUUACUGUUGAUGAUGGUGUUUAACCAGGGAUUGUGGUGAUGAUGAUGAUGGUGUUUAACCAGGUAUUAUGAUGAUGAUGGUGUUUAACCAGGUAUUGUGGUGAUGAUGAUGAUGAUGAUGGUGUUUAACCAGGGAUUGUGGUGAUGAUGAUGAUGAUGAUGAUGAUGGUGUUCAACCAGGUUUUGUAGUGAUGAUGAUGUUAAAGGUGCUCUGAGAAAAUGAUAAUUUAAGAUGGCAACAUUAAAUAGCUGAGUACAUGUUGCAUAGAACACCUUGAAACAUGUCUAAUGAGGUCUGAACAGCUUGAAACAUAAUGUCUAAUGAGGUCUGAACACCUUGAAACAUAAUGUCUAAUGAGGUCUGAACACCUUGAAACAUAAUGUCUAAUGAGGUCUGAACACCUUGAAACAUAAUGUCUAAUGAGGUCUGAACAGCUUGAAACAUAAUGUCUAAUGAGGUCUGAACAGCUUGAAACAUAAUGUCUAAUGAGGUCUGAACACCUUGAAACAUAAUGUCUAAUGAGGUCUGAACACCUUGAAACAUAAUGUCUAAUGAGGUCUGAACACCUUGAAACAUAAUGUCUAAUGAGGUCUGAACAGCUUGAAACAUAAUGUCUAAUGAGGUCUGAACAGCUUGAAACAUAAUGUCUAAUGAGGUCUGAACACCUUGAAACAUAAUGUCUAAUGAGGUCUGAACACCUUGAAACAUAAUGUCUAAUGAGGUCUGAACAGCUUGAAACAUAAUGUCUAAUGAGGUCUGAACACCUUGAAACAUAAUGUCUAAUGAGGUCUGAACAGCUUGAAACAUAAUGUCUAAUGAGGUCUGAACACCUUGAAACAUAAUGUCUAAUGAGGUCUGAACACCUUGAAACAUAAUGUCUAAUGAGGUCUGAACACCUUGAAACAUAAUGUCUAAUGAGGUCUUAAGGAUGUCUAUGAUCAAUAGAAAAUUAAAUA
This is a messenger RNA of Salvelinus namaycush (lake trout), 6298 nucleotides long. It is a transcript of the gene garem2, whose product is annotated as GRB2 associated, regulator of MAPK1-like. The annotation marks the transcript as partial. The record is from RefSeq and is a predicted model, not a curated record. NCBI's taxonomy places the organism in Eukaryota, Metazoa, Chordata, Actinopteri, Salmoniformes, Salmonidae. The transcript is spliced from 4 exons.